Messenger RNA from Pantherophis guttatus, 4614 nucleotides. RefSeq names its product ankyrin and armadillo repeat containing (gene ANKAR). NCBI's taxonomy places the organism in Eukaryota, Metazoa, Chordata, Lepidosauria, Squamata, Colubridae. The record is from RefSeq and is a predicted model, not a curated record. Gene Ontology annotation, molecular function: protein binding.
CUCCCUUCUUCACCACGUAACAGCUGAGGAUGUGAGCUGGAGGCUCUCUAGUCUUGGGACAAAAGAAACAGCAGAACGGAACAUUUUGAAGAAUGUUGAGACCAAUUAAGAAGCAAGCCUUGAGAAAUGAGCAAGCAGAUGAGGCAGCCUACUUAGCACACCUGGCAGCACAGAGGAAUGCUAGUGCCUUCUUUGAGAAGUACGACCGAAGUGAGCUUCAGGAAUUACUGACCACUUCAUUCUGCAGCUGGUUGGCAUCCAAAGACGACAUGCGCCACCCAUUGGAACUUCCCAGUGGACUUCUGAGUCAGAUGAAAAGCGUCAAUACUUCAAUAGCUAUUGUACUUAUGCCAGUGGAACCAGGCUUAGAUCUGGACUGUCGGGAAAUUCAUCAAAUGAUCAGAGAGUUGGCCGUGGGCAUUUAUUGUCUGAACCAAAUCCCUUCUAUCAAUCUAGAUGCCAAUUAUGAUCAGAGUACUUCUUGUUCCCUCCCUCCAGCAUAUUUUGAUACAAGAAUAGGACAAAUGUUAAUUGCUGUUGACUAUAUGUUGAAAGCCCUGUGGCAUGGGGUAUACAUGCCUAAGGAAAAAAGGGUAAGGUUCUCUGAACUCUGGCGCUCUAGCAUGGAUAUUGAUCAAGAUGGUGUUCCCCAAACAUUAAAAACUCCUGCUGCAGAGUUCUGUCUAGCUGGUCUAAUAGACAUUACAAAAGAGCCAGAGUUUCAAGGAAUCUAUGAUGAAAACAUGAAUGAAGAUCCAACUUACAAUCCUAACAGCACAGAAGAAAAAACUUUCUUUAUGCAGUUUGCGGACCAUAUAAUACUUAAACUGACGUUUGCCACGACAAAGAUUCAACAGUAUGAAGAUGUCUUCCUGUUCGAUGCGGCAUACAACCUCUCCAAUGCAAUUAGAAUGACUGAGGAUCAUCUCGAUGCUUUCUCAUACCAGAGACUACAGCAGAGGCUCUCCCUUCAGCUCAAACUUCUGAAAAAGCAUUUAGAAAAGAAAGAAGACAUCCAAAAGAACAUAGCGUACAUGAAACUGAUAAGCUUUCUCAUCCCGUUUAUCAUUAAUUUAAAGAGAAAAAACAAAGUCCCAAAUUUAAGCCGGCUUCUUCAGCCGUAUUCAGAUGACAAAGUUAAAACUGAACGUGAAUUACCCCCAUUUUUGCUUGGAACAGAUUUCAAAUGCCAACAUUUUUUGUAUGCCCAGAAUCAGUAUUUCCAUCUCCAUGGUGGCAUUGAAUUUGAUGUUGGGACGCCUUCAGUUGAAGAUGUUUCCAAAGAGGUUAAGGCUGCCUAUGAUGAAAUGCACACAUGUGCAAUAAAUCAUCUUACUCAACUGCUGGACCCAGAUGCACCCUACAGAGAACAUUAUCCUAUUCCAGUAAUGGAUUUUGAUGGCAAAAGAUAUUACGUAAUUGGCAUUGAGCUUGAAGCUUUUUAUAUGCUUUUUAAAAGUCAGUGGUGGGGAGCUAUCAAUGAAGUGAUAAGCACCCUUAAACCAAAAAGGCUUCCAUUAACUGACACACAAGCAAUGGAUCAAUUCAAGAAAAGAUUUGGCUAUAGGAAAGCUAUUAAAUGUAAGAGCCUGUCUUUUGGCAUGAAAUCUGCUGCUGAUAGAGGACUGGCUGCCAUCUUCCUUACCUUCUGCCGUAGGACCUCCAUCAACAGUCUUGCUAUUACAGAUGAUUAUGGUUAUGCAUACAUCCAUCAUGCUGCUAUUUACAACCGUGUGGCAAUUAUAGCUCAGGUGGUUAAAUUACAUCUAACUAUUAAUCAAAGGCGUUCUAUUCCAGUGAGCCAAGGAAAACGUUCCCAAAAACCAGAAACAAAAAGUGGAACACCUGCCUUCAUAGAAAAGGAUGUCAUGAUUGGAGAAAAAAGUUCUUGGGGACCCACAGCUUUGCAUCUAGCAGCCCAGUGCGGUUCCCUUGAAGCGCUUCAUUUCCUUCUGGCUUUAAGAGCAGAUUACCAAAUACCCGAUGACCGAGGAUGGUUGCCGAUCCAUUUUGCUGCCUAUUAUGACAAUGUGGCUUGCAUUACAGUCCUCUACAGAAAAGAUGCAGAGCUGAUAGAGGCGGAAACUCAAUCUCUAUAUCAUUCCACACCACUUUUGCUUGCAGCUGUAUCUGGAGCACUAGAUAGUAUCAAGUAUUUGUUUUUUCUUAAUGCUGACUGGCUAAAAAAAGACGGUGAAGGGAAUAACAUAAUACAUUUGGCUGCACUGAACUUCCACACAGAGGUUUUGAAGCAUCUAAUUGAGUUAAAUAACCCUGCUCUCCCAGUUUGGAAAACUCUUGUUGGUAUGCUGAAUUGCGAAUCCUAUUUUAGGAAACGAAUGGCAAUACAGUGUUUAGAAGUACUUUGUCUUGCCAAAGAUGAUUACUGGACAUGUAUAUUGCAGGCAGGUACCAUACCCUCAUUAAUCAGCUUGUUGAAGAGCGAAGACAUCAAAUUGGAGUGCCUCACUCUGGGAGUGCUGAGUAACAUCUCCACCCAUGACUUAAUUGUCAGAGCCUUUGUAGAAGCUGGAGGCAUUCCCGUGUUAAUUAAACUCUUGUCUAUGGAAGAACCCGAAUUGCUGUCUCGUUGUGCAGUGUUUUUAUAUGAUAUUGCCCAGCUGGAUAAUAAUCAAGUCAUCAUCGCUGAACUGGGUGGAAUUCCUGCUCUCAUCAAUCUUUUGCAAUAUGACUUACAAGAUCUGCUUGUGAAUGUAAUGAGCUGUAUCCGAGUAUUAUGCAAGAAUAAUAAAGAGAAUCAACUGAAAGUGAAAGAAAUGCUUGGUAUUGAACCACUUGUCCAGUUCUUACGUUCGGAUUCAGAUAUCUUGGUGGCAGUGGCCUCAGCAGUAAUUGCAGAAAUUUGUCGUGGGAAUAUGGAAAUGCAGAAUGCUAUCGUGGCAGCAAAUGUUAUUGAUCCUCUAAUUCAACUUCUCAGAGGAAGGAAAAUCGGUGUCCAGGUUAAAGGAGCAACAGCAAUUGAGGCACUCUGUGAAGGGAACACUAUUAUCCAGAUGAGAUUUCUAUCCAGAUCUGUGACCAAGUUCCUUCUGAAGCUCCUGAAGGCCUUUCACUUGAAGGUGAAAGAACAAGGGGCUGUAACCCUCUGGGCCCUAGCCGGACAAACCCUGAAGCAGCAGAAAUUCAUGGCAGAACAGAUUGGAUACAAUUUAAUUAUAGACAUGCUUCUAUCACCAUCUGAUAAAAUGCAGUGUGUUGGAGGAGAAGCUGUCAUAGCUCUUAGCAAGGACAGUGAAAUUCACCAGAACCAAAUAUGCGAAGGGAAUGGAAUCGCCCCUUUGGUCCGGCUGUUAAGAAGUGGAAGGAUAGCAGAAGGCACCCUCCUCAGUGUGAUCAAAGCCUUAGGCACAAUGUGUAUUGGUCUGUCGUUCCUUUUCUCUUGCUUCCAAAGUAUAAAGCUUUUGAGUGAAGCUCAUAUAAGCAAUCCAGUUAGUCAAGAGAAUGUAGUGGAUGAAGGGGCCUUGCCAAUACUUGUUCAUUUACUUAAAACUCAUCCAUCCCUUCAGAUAAAGGUUGAAGUUGCAUUUUCUUUGGCUUGUAUUGUUCUAAAGAAUAGCGCUCUGCAGACUGUAUUACAAGACAAAGAAGGUUUUUGUUAUUUGGAUGUCCUUAAACUUUUUCAUGCACCAGAUAAGGAGAUCCGUUUACGAGCAGGAUAUGCUAUUGCAGUUUUUGCUUACAAUAAUCCUACUCAGCAGGUACUGAUUUUAGAGGCUGGACCCAUAUCAAUCCAUGUAUUUGAACCUCUUCUAGGCUCAGAUGUCGAGACAGAUAGAGCAAUGGCUGCCUUUCAGAUUGUAGUACUAGCAAAAAUUAUAAUUGAUAUGGAUCAAGUUAGUUUGUCUGCAAAAGGAAUUUCUACCUUGGUUGACCUACUAUGUUCAGAAAAAUCAGCCACUUUAGUGUUAACAGGAAAAUUAUUAGCCAGCUUGGCCCACACAAGGGCAGGCAUUCCAGAAGCAAUCACAAGCCUGGGGACUGUCCAACGUCUUUGUUAUCAUUUAUAUGCAAAGGAAGAGGAGGUUCGUUCAGCUGUGGCAUGUGCUCUUGGCUAUCUAACUUUUAACAGAACUGCAUAUCGCCAUCUAUUGGUGCAAUGUAGGAAUAAGCCCAAAUUGUUCAAGAGGCUAAUAAUAAAUCUCAGCAAAGAUGCAAAAAUAAAUUCGGAUUUUGUAAAUGAAUUUAGGAGACAGAAAAAAGUUGGGCUCCCAUCUCUCAGCCUGGAGAUAAAUGGAGGACCACCUGCUGUCCCUGUACACAUACGAGAAAAAUUUCGAGGUACUGGUGUUAAAGUAUACAAAGCAAAGUUUCGCCCGAAGGAUUCUCUCUUUUUAAUUCCCCCAACUUCACAUAUAAUGGGAAGAGUAAAAGCUCUGGAGAAACCCCGCAUUCCAGCAUCUGGACACUAUCAAUUUCCACACACAACAACUUCUGACCUCAUUCAGGUUUCAAGACCAAGAAUUGUUAAUGUCGGGGCACUCAAAUAUGCUUUGUCCGAAGAGAAAAUUUAAACAUAUUGUCUAUAUUGUGAUAGCAGAAAAGAAGUUGUUACCAUGCAGUUUCAUGCAAAUAAAAAUAUGAUUGCAUCUGUAA